Molecule: messenger RNA, 1155 nt
Organism: Aspergillus alliaceus
Lineage: Eukaryota; Fungi; Ascomycota; Eurotiomycetes; Eurotiales; Aspergillaceae
Product: TatD family hydrolase
Exons: 2
Coding region: 43-1155 (370 amino acids)
Cellular component (GO): cytosol
Molecular function (GO): 3'-5'-DNA exonuclease activity
Source: RefSeq, a predicted model, not a curated record
GCAUUUCAAAGGGCCUCUAAGAAUCAGUCACUAUCUCAAUUGAUGCGUCACCUGUGGCCGUCGCGCACUAUCUAUCAUAGUCCCCCCCGAACAGCAGUCUUGGCACUUCUCCAGCCGACAGUAUUCAAUUGCCAGACACGUUUUCACUUUUUUGGAAAACAUAGAGCAAAUUCCGGGAUCUUAGUCAAAGAUAAUAUGACUGAAUCGACAAAGGCAGCUUCUCUGCGCUUUGUGGAUGUGGCCGUUACAUACACCGCAGACCAAUUUCAAGGAAUCUAUCGAGGCAAACAGUAUCAUGAAUCAGAUUUCGCAGAAGUUCUCAAACGUGCCAAAGAAUAUAGCUGCGAAAAGAUCAUGCUCACUACCAUGACCCUUCCAGGAGCUCACGAGAACCUGAAAAUUGCGAGAGAAUUUCCAGAGAUGUGCACAAUGACCUUGGGUGUGCAUCCGUAUCAUGCAGGCGAGAUAUACGCCGAAAAUGACGGAAGCGAAUACCUUCAAGACCUUCGCAAGCUUGGAGAAACUCUCCGAGCUGAGAAUCCGUCGCCGCUGGUCGCCUUCGGAGAAGUCGGUCUCGACUACGAAUAUUUAGACCGCGCCGACAAAGAAACACAGCAGCGUGCUUUUCGUGAUCAGUUGGAUCUAGCUGUCGAAAUGCAAUUGCCUUUGUUCUUGCACGUGCGCGAGUCGUGCGCUGAUUUUAUCUCGAUCAUUCGGCCAUAUCUUUCCAAGUUGCCGCGCGGUGGGUUGGUGCAUUCUUUCGCUGGGUCGAAGGAGGAGAUGUUGCAAUUGGUCGAUCUAGGCUUUGAUAUCAGUGUUAAUGGGGUUUGCUUUCGUACUGGGGAUCAAUUGGAGAUGGUCCGCCAUAUUCCCUUAGACAAGCUGCAGCUCGAAACCGAUGCACCGUGGUGCGAAAUUCAGAGCAAUGACGUGAAAAUUGCCCCGUAUCUCGCCGAUGCAAGACCGCUGCCCCCGUCUCGCAAGCAUAACAAGUUUGUCAUGGGGCAGAUGGUCAAGGCACGGAAUGAGAGUUGUACGAUCGAACGCGUGGCUCUGGUUGUGGCAGGCUUGAAGGGCAUUUCACUUGAAGAGGUUUCAUGGGCAGCAUGGAAUAAUAGUGUACGAAUGUUCGGGUUAGGUGUGCAGGCUCAGUGA